Molecule: messenger RNA, 1689 nt
Organism: Beta vulgaris subsp. vulgaris (sugar beet)
Lineage: Eukaryota; Viridiplantae; Streptophyta; Magnoliopsida; Caryophyllales; Amaranthaceae
Product: endochitinase EP3-like
Exons: 3
Coding region: 161-940 (259 amino acids)
Biological process (GO): chitin catabolic process; carbohydrate metabolic process; cell wall macromolecule catabolic process
Molecular function (GO): chitin binding; chitinase activity
Source: RefSeq, a predicted model, not a curated record
AAUAUGCUAUAAUAAACAAAAAUCCAAGGUACGUAGGUUAGCUGUUCCUCUAAUCCUCUUCCCUUAACUUUGCUAUAUAUACCCCAUUUUUCCUAGUUUCCACCAUCAUAUUUUCAACUCAUCAUUUCUAACAUAGUAACACAUACAGUACACAAAAAUCAUGUCUUCUCUCAAAGCAAAUUUGGCAGUAGUGCUGGCCAUGAUCAUCGCUUGCGCGUCAAGCAGCCUAGUUCAAUCUCAGAACUGCGGCUGCGACGCCGGUGUUUGCUGCAGCCAAUGGGGCUACUGCGGCACCACAGCUGAUUAUUGUGGCGACGGUUGCCGAGAAGGUCCUUGCUAUAUCCCUAUUCCUCCUACGCCUAAUAAUGUUUCGGUCCCUGAUGUGGUCACUGACGCUUUCUUUAGCGGGAUCAUUGAUCAGGCUGAUGAUAGUUGUGCUGGUAAGUAUUUUUAUAGCAGGUAUACUUUCUUGGAAGCACUUAACAACUAUCCUCAGUUUGGUACUAUUGGAUCCAUUGAUGAUUCUAAGCGUGAAAUUGCGGCCUUCUUUGCUCAUAUUACGCAUGAAACUGGACAUCUUUGCUACAUAGAGGAAAUAAAUGGACCCGCAGGCGACUAUUGUGACAAGAACAACAGAGAAUGGCCCUGUAACCCAAAGAAGCAAUACUACGGUAGGGGACCAAUUCAACUAUCAUGGAACUUCAACUACGGACCAGCCGGUCAAAGCAUUGGGUUCGACGGAUUGAAUGCGCCGGAAAUAGUUGCCAGCGAUCCCAUUAUCGCCUUCAGGACAGCCUUAUGGUAUUGGAUGAUCAAUGUCCACUCUCUCAUUAUCUCCGGCCAAGGGUUUGGGUCGACCAUUAGAGCUAUCAAUGGAAUAUUGGAAUGUGAUGGUGGUCAUCCAGCUGCUGUUAAUGCUCGUAUUAGGGCGUCGUUAUAGAUCAAAGGAGCCGAACUAUUGGCCGUUGUGAAGGCAGCAUCGACGGUGUCGAAAGCAAAGAAAGCACCGAUGUAAUCGAUCAGGUAUUCUUUCUUUUUCUUUAUUUUUCUUCGUUUAAUCGUUUCAUUUCGUGUUUUGCAUGUGAUUCAUGGAUUUCAAUUCAGAUCUAAGUUCUAUGGAAUUGAGUUCUAUUAUCUGAUUUUUUUGCUUAAUCGUUUCAAAUCUGAUUUUUUUUUUUUUUUUGUGGCAUUUAUCCUAGUCUAGGGUUUAUUUUAUAGAUCUAGGGUUCAUGAAAUUUGAUUUUGAUUCUUAAUCUUUUCUCCUUUGCACCGAGGUUGAAUUUUGAUUCUUAAUCUUUUCUCAUUUUCAGAUCUGGUUCUUCUCGAAGUCUUUUCUCCGGUGAAAUUUCGACUGUAGUUGCGUUUGAGGUGAAGAUCUGGAUUUGCACCAUCAUCUGAAAUUUCGACUGUAGUUGCUAUGAAGAUUACAUGAAAUUCUUUCUUUUAUGAACUUUCAGUAAUUCUGUAAUCUUCUCUAUGUUUCUGUAAUUUUAUUUAAUUGAUUUUCUGUAAUUUAUGUAUUCUUUUUUAUGUAAUUAUCUCUUUUUCUUUAUUUUCUGUAAUUUAUUAUUACAAAUCUACGAUUUUUUUGUGAAGAAACCAUCAUCUUUAUAGCAAGUUUGCAACAGCCUCAAUCCUAGUUUUUUUUAAUAAAAAAAAGUUGCUAUUUGUGUCGCACGUAGCCCAAGG